GAGUGGUAUAUGGAAAAGAGUCUCUUCUACUUUAAGACCUGCAAGCAGUAGGCUGAUUGGACCCAAUGAACUUCAUAAGAACCACCUGUGUGGCAGCUCUGUCUCAGGAUAAAGGGGGAAGGAAGUAGAGGUGUCCUUAACACUCCCUCCCCAAGCAUCAUGCCUCUAACCAGUGUAAGCAGCAAGGCUGAAAAGUCCUCGGCCCUGUUCUGGGGCUGUGAGUUGAACUGGGAUAAUCGCUCAUACACCUUUGACCCCUUGGAAGAUGAGAAAUGUCGCCACAAGUUGGUGCUACAUUUGAUGUGCCUAGGAGAGAAGAUCAAUGAUGAUGUGAACAUAGUAGAGGUCGUUCCACCCCCUAAUGAGCAUGGCGAAGAGAAAUCAGGAUUUCCCAUUGCCACAUUGAAGCCCUCUGUCCUGCCCAUGGCCAAUAUUUCAGGAAUGGAGCUCAGUCCCCCCAUCACUUUCCACCUUCGUUGUGGCACUGGGCCAGUCUACAUCAGUGGCAGUGAUCUUACUGUGACUUUAGAGCCAUCCAGUAAGGAAGUAGAGGGGAAGGAGGAGGGCACAGAAGAGGAGGAGGAGGAAGAAGAAGAUGAUGAUGAUGAUGAUGAUGACAAUGACAGUGAUGAUGACGAGGACGAUGAUGAAGACGAUUCUCAUGACACAUCAACUGAGAUUUCUCCACCUAAGCCAGCCAAGCGAUUGGCCUCCUGCAGUCAGGCUGGUGUUGCAAAGAAAAAGAAGCUGGAGGAAGAGCAGAGAGUCCCAUCCCCGAGAAGCCCUGAAAUGAAGCAGGCAAAAAGCAAGAUGGCAAGGAUGGCAUUCGGAAAAUCAAGAUGAUCUAGAACAGAGGGACUCGAGGAUGAAGGAGAACGGGAACCGGGAACAUAACACGAAGAAAAGUUUGGUUUUUUUUCUCCUCCGGAACUCUGGCUUCUUGGGCUACAUCCCCUCAACCUGGCUAGUCACACCCCUUCCCCAGUCCUGCCUACAACUGCAUGCAGUUGACAUGUACGUCCAGUAGAGGGCGGGUCUGUGCUGCCGAAAUGACUCUCACUGGCCCAGCUCUGCUCC
Messenger RNA from Dromiciops gliroides (monito del monte), 1077 nucleotides. It is a transcript of the gene NPM2, whose product is annotated as nucleophosmin/nucleoplasmin 2. The transcript has 10 exons. Gene Ontology annotation, molecular function: RNA binding; chromatin binding; histone binding. Bases 160 to 843 code for a protein of 227 amino acids. Gene Ontology annotation, cellular component: nucleolus; nucleoplasm; cytoplasm. NCBI's taxonomy places the organism in Eukaryota, Metazoa, Chordata, Mammalia, Microbiotheria, Microbiotheriidae. Gene Ontology annotation, biological process: positive regulation of DNA replication; chromatin remodeling. The record is from RefSeq and is a predicted model, not a curated record.